This is a messenger RNA of Entrophospora sp. SA101, 141 nucleotides long. The record is from the annotation of a GenBank genome assembly. NCBI's taxonomy places the organism in Eukaryota, Fungi, Glomeromycota, Glomeromycetes, Entrophosporales, Entrophosporaceae.
AUGAAAGAUUCUGUAACAGUUUUGCAAUCAGAAAAUACAAAUCUUGCUGAUUGUUAUCUACAUCUUGUUAAGUUAGCUGUUUCAAUUAAAAGAAAUUCAAUCAAUACAAAUUCUAAUUUUAAAAAAUUUUGUACUAGAUAA